Messenger RNA from Oreochromis aureus, 1364 nucleotides. Its product is annotated as sialic acid-binding Ig-like lectin 9. The transcript has 8 exons. The coding region runs from base 36 to 1166 and encodes 376 amino acids. Lineage: Eukaryota; Metazoa; Chordata; Actinopteri; Cichliformes; Cichlidae. The record is from RefSeq and is a predicted model, not a curated record.
GACACAGUUCACUGUAAUUCUGCUAAAACUGCAAAAUGAUAAAACUACACCUGGGCUUGUUUGGCAAUCGAUCUCCGGCUGUGAACGUUAUGACAGUCGACGUGUUACUGAUUGUCCUGUUUGUAUCAGGUGCUUUGGCUGGUUGUACUAAUGAAGCAGCACUCUUCAUCACUGCACCAAAGAAGCUGGAAGCACUGAGUGGAUCUUGUUUGCAAAUCCCAUGUAGCUUCAGACCCAAAGACGAACAGAAAUUUAACAGCACAAGAAAAAUCUUUGGAGUGUGGAUUAAAAAUCAACCUGAAUUUGGCAAAAAUCCAAACAAUGUGAUCUUCAACAGUAGUGGAGCAGUUAGCAUCUAUCCAAUGAGUAUUACUGGGAACCUGAGUCAGAGAGACUGCACCACUCUGUUUACUAAUUUAACCACAAACUACACAGACACAUACUUCUUCAGAGUAGAGAGUGAACCAUUCAAGGCGACUGCUCCUUGUGAUCCUCUUCAAAUAACAGUCAGAGAUUCUCCUUGGAGGCCCAAUAUUACAAUCUCAGGUGAUCUGAAGGAGAAGGAGUCUGUCACUAUAACCUGCUCAGCUCUCACUCCCUGUCCACACUCCCCUCCUCAACUCACCUGGAAUCUCACACAAGACUCUCACAACAAAAUAGAGGAAAACACAGAUGGAAGCUUUACAACUAAAAUCCAGCAGACCAUCACUCUGUCAGACACACAUGAUGGAAAGAAGAUCAGCUGCUCUGCCAGAUAUCCUGUGAACCAAGGAAAAGACACCAAGACAGCAGAGACAGAAGAGACUCUCAGUGUUUCAAGAAAACAGAAUGUUCAACUGGGAUCAUUUCUUGGAGGAAUCACUGUGAUCAUCUUACUGAUCUGCUUGAUUAUCUGUGCUCGGUGGUUAAAGUUAAAACAUCAAACUAAACAACAGACUCAGAUUCAAGCACACGAAGAGCUGUUUGUUGAAGAGCCAGCAAGUAAAACAGAAGAAGAAGAAGAAAACAUCCAUUAUGAAGAGAUCGACUUGUUUUCACUGGGAUAUAAAGCAUCCUCUGACUCAGUGCAGGACAGAGGACAGCAGCAGGAUACGGUGUAUUCACAGAUGAUGCGGUGGACAGUGGAAACGAGCAUCCCUAGACCUUCUGGAGAUCACCCUGUAUGAUGCUCCACUUACUAGCUGGAAAUACAAACCAAGGUCUCACUUGUGGCACCUCCUUCAUCUCUCUGGUCCUGGUCCACCACAUUCAGAGCACUGCCCGAGACUUCCUGCUCAGCCAAAGAUCAGGCCUGGUUAAAAGUACCUGGUUACUGGGACAUUCAGGUUAAUCCUGGACUGUAAUAAUAAGUCUUAAGAAUUCCA